GUGAAAACUAUUUAGUUUAAGUGGUAUAGAAAGGUUCAAAUAUUGUAAUCAAUAAUUAGAGCAAGGCUGUUAUUGGCACGUACACAUUGACACAUACACAUACUCUUCCACGUUACAUGAGUUCAAAGGAAUAAUUUACCCAUACAUACAUAUAUAUGUGAUGUGUGUGUGUGAGUGUGAACAUUCGGAUAUUCGAUUCAGCUUAGCAACGUGAAGCCAGCAGCCUUUGGUCAGUAAAAAAACUCACACUAUAGAGUAAAUCGCGCUUAUUUGCAUUCGUUAUAAGUAUAUCGAUUAUAUACGUAUUUAACGUUGUCGUCGUGCUUAACGUCGUCGUCAUCCGUUGCUGCAAUGUCAUGCGUUCGGUGUUCAGUAUUCGGUCGGAUCGCCUUUCGUUAGACCAACUGGCGACAAUAAUUUUCGAUUUUGAACAAACUAAUCACAAACGAAACAAUAACAAAAAAAAAACAUAAUUGUAUUUAAUGAAACAUUAAUGCGUCAAAUAAGUAUUUGAAUAGAAAAUAAUUGUACAUAUGUAGGUAUACGGUAUAGAACGAAGCAUACAUAGAUGCAUACGUAAAUAUAAAAUUUUACAAACACUAAAAAAAUAUAUAAAAAAAAUAUGUACACACAAACAUCUGUACAUAAUGUAUAAGACGUUUAGAUUACUAAGGAAUACCAUAACAAAAUCACACGGAUAGCCGAUUGCAUGCUUCAUAUAUGUAUGUAUGUUUAACAGAGAACAAACGAAUUUGCAUAGUAGCAAAUAGUUCAGGUUAAGAAAAGUGUAAAUUAAUAUCUUUGAUUUUGGGAAGAAGAGAAAUUUAAAAAGAAACAACACAAAGCGUUAUGAAGUGGCGACAAACUAACGGCACUACGAUUUGAUCAGCUGCUGUAAAAAGACAUACAUAUAUAUGAGUAUGUUUUUAUAAUAACUCAGUUACACAUGAAUGUAUACACAUACAUACAUAUGUGAUUUAAUGACAAGGGUGUCGUUGCUUUUCUUAUGUGUGAUUAUUUUGAUAUUAUGCCGACAUUUCAUAUUAAAUUCAAGUAAUUCGCACUGUAGGAGACUGGUGUAGCCGAAAACAGAUAUAAGCCUAUAACUUACGUCACAUUUCUUUUACAGCUUCGCUACAGCGUACAAUUAUCCCCCCACAUGCGUUGAUGAAGUUACAAACACUGCCGAACCACGCUACCAAAGCAUGAUCUCAACGAACGCAACGAAUUGUAUUGACAAUGAUCAUCAUAUUCAUCACCGCACUCACCACACAGCAACGGCCGGUUCUCAAACUUGUGGUAUUAGCUCGGGAGUUAGCAAUAACCGACGUAACAUGAGCAACACCAAUGUGUGUGGUGUACGCUGUCGUUCUUUAUUGGGCUAUCAACCGCAUUUGCAGCUUAUCAAUGAUGUUAAUAUUAUGGGCAGCAAUAAUUGCGGCGAUACGGGGGCAUCUGGAGGCCGUUAUAGUCCACAUCCGAAUGAGAUGUUCUUGCAGCAUCAUGGUAAACUCUCAAUUCAAUCAAUUAAUGGCUAUGACGAUUCAACGAAUUGUUGUCUGCCGCCACCAUCGCCAGCGCCGAACAGUGAUAGAUACAUAAUAGGCUUAACAUCAUUGCAAGGUUCUCAAAUAUGUGGCACUUCCAGUAAUGGUAACUGUUUGGACAUGCAUACGACAUACGCUAAUUAUGAUGGUGGCGGCAAUGUUGGAGGUCAAGUACAUCAAGCUAACGCACAGCAAAUACAUCAACAUCUACAUACACAUCAUACGGCACAAUCGCUUUCUUCAUCCACAUCAACAUCUCCGCUGGCUGUUUCUGGUAAUUGCGCCACAAAAUACGUAGGCAGCAUGCAACAGUGUUCCAUUUCACCGAAUACUCGAUUUCGCUUAUCAGACCGAUAUGGUGAGGUGCCCUCGCCUAAAUCACUAAUUUUAAAUAGCCCAUCCACCAUUGGCAGCCAAGGCGUCUUCGCUGCGGCCUCGGGCGAAGUCUCAACACAGCCUGCCAGUGCAGCACGAUAUGCCUCUUCCUCACAAUUUUUAACACAAAGCACACCACUGGUGACAAGCGACACAUACACAUACCUUUCGUCAACAGUGCAUACGCCUGUAAAGCGCUAUGUGCCGACCCCACCACCGCCAAACGAACUAUACACUGACAUAUCGAUACAGCCGCCUACAUCGACGCCGCAAACAUAUGUAAACAAAUGCACAAAUAAUAGCAGUGUGAUCAACGGUGGUAUCAGUGGAAAUGGUACAACGCAACAUGUCAACACACUGCCCUUCCGCUUACGCAUGAAAUGCUGCGCCAAUGACUUGGCACAUUCAACAGUGAUGCAGGCAGCUAAUACAAAUACCUCGCAUAUGACGCGUAGUCUUGAGCAUCGGCCACUCACAGUAACCGACUACUAUGUCACAUCUCCGCGUACUCGACCAUCCUAUGGCAAUAGUACUCACACUAGCCAUAAUGCUCAGGGUGGUCAUAAUUCCAUUAACAACAAUUGCUUCAAUGUUGUUAACAACAGUAAUAUCAGUGCUAACGGGAUAGGUAAUUCAAAAUGCGCUACAGCAGCGGCAAAAGAUGCUUCCAUUAUCAUCUUACAGGAUCAACAAAUGCCAACAAAUGAACACUUGACAUCGCUAUCUAAGUUGCAUAACACAUCCAGUUGUAUAACCUCUGCGUCGACGGCUUCUUCAGCGUCAACAGCUGUGGCAGGCGGCUCAAAUCCUUUAUGCGUCAGACCGUCGACUGCUUCACCACUGUCUAUUGGCGCCAACGGUAUGUAUGUAGUCGGCAACAGCCGCUUAAGUACAAACGGUGUCGCUCGUGCUAAUAACUCAAAUGUGAUAAAUGACAGUAACGGCCGCAUUUAUACGACGCCCGUCACUCAAAUGGAUGCUAACUCUGGCGGAAGUGGUGUUGGUAACAACAGUAGUAGCAACAUAAAUUCUGGACUCGGUGCAGCCACCACUUGUUUGCAUUGCAACACAGUACGACGUACAACCGGCGUUCAUCAGACCACUCAGACAACAGGCCCGAUCAGCCCAAUACCCAUACAGCAAGUACUGGAGGGCAAUAAUGCAGGAGUCAGUUGCAAUGGCGUCUUUCUACAGAGUAAGCUGGAACAAACUUCACUUUCACUAUCACCAUCCACCAGCGAGUCGCAUAUUUCCCCACAAUCGCCAUCAGCAAAUGGAGCACCCAAUUCUCGAAUACCUUUUCGAAGUAAAGGGAAUGAUGGCAGUGGCAACAACGGAGUUGAGGAAUUGCUACAACAGCAAGGAGAUCAAAUGUAUGUGACUCCAAAAGCCCUCCAUCAUCCAAUGAAUGUAAUAACAGAGGGCACUUACACAGAGCACGUUGGUAUUGCUGGGAACGGGCAACUGUGCAAGCAGCAACAGCAUCAACCGUCUUUGAAUGGCAAUCGGCAACUACUGCAACAUUCGCCUAUGCAGAUGCAUCAUCAACCACAACAGCCCUCACCAAUACAACAGCUGCCUGUACCACAACAACAGCAGCAAAUUCAACGCUUUUCUCGGAAGAAACGUUUGAGUCAAUACAUACGCAAUGAAAUAGCCCGUUUCUUUGGUGUAGACGCCAGUACGGAAGCUGAAGAGUUUGCUGUUUGGCAAGGCCGUCAAAGACGUUUAGCCCUCCGAAGAUUUGGUGCGUUGAAAAGUGAAAAUGAGUUACAUGCUGAAAUGAACAACAGAAAUACCAGUGAGAUCAAUAAUCGCGUAAAUUGCUAUAAUGGAGCCGGUGGUGGAACUAAUCAACAAUACCAUCAACAUCAUUACCACCCUUCGGAAAGGCCUGAUAUAUUACCCGCUCAUGAUACGGAAGGUGACGACCUGGCAAUCGAAUAUUCAUCGCGACGACGUCAUUUUUUAUAUGCCGACUUCCAGUUAGGAGAUCAUGUUGAGCGGAAAGCCUCUGUCGGUACAAUGAUUAUUUCUAGCCUAACUUACAUCGUACACACUCUGAAUAAACGACAUCAACGCAACUACCGACAAUGGUCACGAAGCUUUGCGCAAGCUCAUAUAAAUCAAAUCAAUAGUAUCGAUAGCUCGGGUGAUAUUUUUGAAGGCUUAUCAGCGCUACACGAAGACGAACUAUUUUUCGACUCUUCAGGUACUGAGCAAACUCUAAACAAUGGCAAUGUAAUUGGUUCGAAUAGCAGUAAUGGCGCAACUAGUGACUCGUUGCAGCAAUCGAACACUGUGAGACCUGGUGAUGGCAGUGCCAUGAUCACCAACAACAAUGGUUUGAAGAUACUUGAACAUCAUCGACAAAUAUACUUGGGUGAACGUAUGCACGGAUGGCGUACUUCGGCGGUAAUGGGUAGCAGUGGGAAACAUGCCACUUCCAACACCAUCACUUCCAAAAACGGUGAACAAAUAACUGCGCCCAUGUUGCUGCAGCAAGCCGCAACCAGCAACAGCAACAGUGGUCAACAAUCAAGUAAUGUGUGCAGCACUAGCGCCUCCCACCAGUCCAAGAAGCCAACGAUCGGUAGUCAUAAUGCCGCACCCUUAUUGCCAAACGUACAUUCAACAAAAGGAACACGCGCUAAUCGCAUAUCGGCACAACUUCUAGACGGCGUACUCGAGAAUUCGCGUCGCUCGAUUCAGCGCAAAGUUAAAUUGUUUACUGUUAAUGAUUUAGACGACCGUGCCGAUCAUCGGCCAUUUUUUACAUAUUGGAUCAACACAGUACAGACAUUAGUUCUCUUAUUGUCGCUUAUUUGCUACGGUAUUGGGCCUAUAGGAAUUGGAGUGGAACAAAAAACGGGACAGGUAUUGGUUACAAGCCUUAGUUUACAAACAGUGCAGCACACCGAGCAACGCAAUUUAUGGAUAGGGCCGCGAAAUAACGACUUGGUACAUAUGGGUGCCAAGUUCGCGACUUGUAUGCGUAGCGAUGUACGUAUCAUGGAUGUGCUACUGAAGACGAGGCGGCAAGAGCGUGAAACAGCUUGUUGUAUACGAAACGACGAUUCAGGAUGCGUACAAAGCUCUCAAGCGGACUGCUCUGUGCGUGGACUAUUCCCAACCAAGUCUAUAUCAACCUGGAAGAAAUGGUCGCCUGGUGAAUCUGGACCAGGUGGUCGUAUUUCGGGUUCCGUUUGUGGAUUGGAUCCUAAAUACUGCGAUGCACCCGCAUCCAUAGCACCCUAUGAAUGGCCAGAUGAUAUAACAAAAUGGCCAAUUUGCCGGAAAACAAAUUCAUUUUCACAACGUUUUCGCUACAAAGAUCACACCGCCGAACACAUGGUAUGUGAGGUCAUAGGUCAUCCGUGUUGCACUGGAGUUUAUGGAGAAUGUAGAAUAACCACUCGCGAGUACUGCGAUUUCGUCAAUGGCUACUUUCACGAAGAAGCAUCGUUAUGUUCACAGAUUUCCUGCUUAAACAACGUCUGUGGCAUGCUACCAUUCAUAUCUGGUGAGGUGCCUGAUCAAUUUUACCGGUUAUUCACAUCACUUUGCUUACAUGCUGGGAUUCUUCAUUUGGCCAUUACUAUCGCCUUUCAACACGUAUUUCUAGCCGACCUGGAGCGUUUAAUAGGCCCUAUCCGCACCGCUAUUGUUUAUAUUGGCUCAGGACUGGCUGGCAAUUUGACAAGCGCCGUAUUAGUACCAUACAAACCAGAAGUUGGACCAUUGGCAUCAUUGUCUGGUGUAAUUGCAUCCCUGAUUGUGUUGCUAAUACUUAUCCACUGGAAGCAGCUACGUAAACCGCACGUUGCUCUAUUCAAACUUAUGUGUAUAACAGCACUAAUUUUUGGUGUUGGAACACUACCUUGGCAGUUGAACUUUGCAGGCCUGUUGGCGGGCAUAUUUUGUGGAAUAUUCUUAACCAUUGCGCUGGUACCGUUUGUCAGCGUUAGCAAAUAUGGACGAAAAGCAAAGAUAAAUCUUAUAUGGUCCUGCGUCAUCUUCCACCUGUUUAUAUAUUCAGUAUUGUUGGGUAUUUUCUACGUAUUUCCAACCGAGUUAACUUCAUUAAAUGUAGGUGAAGUUUUAAAAACAAAUUUCAACUCUAAUUCAGGCGGUGGCAGUAACGUUGCUGACAGCGUAAGUGUUGGGGUUGGAGGAAUCGGCCGAAGUGGUGAUAUGCCUGCUGGUAUCAGUAAUGGCAGAGGGUAUAAUGGCAAAAACAAAUGGUACCAAUCGAUGCAGCAGCAGCAGUAUUACUACCACCAUCGUUCCAGUGAUAUAAUUACAAGUGGAGUGCAUUUACGGAAGGAACCAUUACAAGUGCAGCAAAAUGAAAUGAGUCCUGUUGCAUCAUUUUAUCAUUAUGGUUACCAUUUGAAUCGCAGCAAUAAUCAAAUGAGUAACAAAUUCAAAUAUAAUCCUUAUAAUAACGGUAAUAGUAAAAACACCAGUUUCACAAAUUAUUAUUUUGCGAAUAACAUCAAAAGUUAUUUGAACAGCAGUAACAAGUCGCACCAUAUAACUGACGACAGUGAAAUGUUGUCAUAUAAUGCGAGGCCUGUCAGCAAAACCAUAGAAGUUGAAGAGGGAUUGAGAAAUGAUAGUAAUAGCAACACCAACAUAAUCGCGUAUAACAUUAAUAAAAAUCAAAGAACUGGUAAAGAAAAUAUCGAUGAUGGAAGCAAUAACAUUGACAUUGACGUUGUUGUCAGUGACAUGACAGUUGGUAAGCUGCAGUCGUUGCAAACAAUCAACGCUGUACAAAACCAGACGCCGAAUUACAGUAGUGCGCGACAUUCAUUUGGGAAACAAACUAACAACUUGAGAUAUGUUGGAGCCAGUGACAAUACUAACUGCAGCAGUAGUAGCAGUCCCAUCUUCGAAAAUCAGCAGCUACAGCUACAACAACUAAAGCUAAUCUUACAUUCAGGACGAAAAAAUCCACGCUCUAACAAUGAUCUUCCAAAAUUAGCUAUCAAUGUAAAUUCGUUGCACGACAGCGUUGACCUGGACGACAUCGACGUAGACAGCGAACUAAUGUAUAUAGUCGAAGCAGAUACAGACAACAAAGACGCACGUAGAAGACCGCACAUAAAUGCAGGUGAGAAAAGUCAGUUCACCGUCUAUUUAAAUCAUACCAGCGGUUCUACGUCUACCAAUGAUAAAAAUAUAAAUAAGGCUUCAACCAAUCCAAAUGUCGCAAGAGUUGCCAAAUCCAAUGUUCGUUUAGGCACAAAGCCAUUCCACAAUUUUAUAGCUAGUCAACAACAACGACUACUAUUAGUAUCAAAUUUUGCACCUCCAGUUAAUAGAUUGUAUAAAAAAGUCGCAGCAUUAGCAGAUACAGUUAAUAUGCCAGUUUCGGCUACCAGAGAUCCGGCAGCAACAGCUACUGGACCAAGAAGCACCACAUUGUCAUCAGCGGUUAAAGUGAAAACAAAACCCGAAUUAAUGAGCACAGCUAGUGUAGCUGUACCACCACAACAAAACCUACAAAUAGCAACAGCAGCAACAAAACACCAUUAACACCAACAAAACAGCAAUGUACGUCAACGGGGGGAUUAUUUUCCUACUAACGCUGUUUAUAUGAAGUACAUCGUCGCGUCGUUCCUUUAAGUGAAAUUUUAUUCAUCAUAGCCGGCGUGAUAUUGUUUAACGUAUAAAAUUGCCGGAUUUUUUCACCAACCAUACAUAUGAGCCAUACGAAACAUCGGAUUAAAGAAGUUUCUAAAAUCAAACAUAACGGAAACCAAAGAAAUAUUCAUCAAUUCAGGAUGAUCAUCUAAAUUAGUCAAACUCCAGACUCAGGAAUUACAUUUGAUUAAAAAGGACGAAAUAUUCAGAUUGUACAUCAAACUUAUGUAUAAAAUUCGAGGUUCUUUGAUGAUUGUUGUUAAAAAAUCAUACUUAAAA
Bactrocera oleae (olive fruit fly) is the source of this 7853-nucleotide messenger RNA. The record is from RefSeq and is a predicted model, not a curated record. NCBI's taxonomy places the organism in Eukaryota, Metazoa, Arthropoda, Insecta, Diptera, Tephritidae.